Molecule: messenger RNA, 1642 nt
Organism: Gryllus bimaculatus (two-spotted cricket)
Lineage: Eukaryota; Metazoa; Arthropoda; Insecta; Orthoptera; Gryllidae
Source: the annotation of a GenBank genome assembly
ACAGAGCGAGCGCGACGUUCAGUGAGGCAAGAUGCGCGAGCGCGGCGAACGCCCGCCGCCGCCGCCGCCGCCGGGGAUGUCGCCUUGGCUGACGCUGCUCGUGCUUCUCGCGGGGGCGCUGACGGCUACGGAGGCGGACAGGGGCUUCCUGAUCGCGGCGCCCAAGCGGAUGCUGGCCGGCUCGACGGAGCGCGUGUGCCUGGCCUUCUUCAACGUGUCGGGGCCGGCGCACGUGCAGCUGCACGUGCUGCGCGCCGACUCGGACGAGCGGCUGGCGGCGGCGUCGCACCGCGUGCUGGCCGAGGAGGCCGCGUGCGUGCCGCUGGCCGUGCCCGCCGCCCCGGCCGCGCAGCCGCCGCCCGCGCGCGCGCGCCUCCUGGUGCAGGCGCGCUUCGACCACGCCUACGACUACGUCGUGAGCGCCGUGCGGGAGGUGCGCGUGCAGGCGCAGCCCCUGCUCGUCUUCGUGCAGACGGACCGCGCGGCCUACCGGCCCGGGCAGCGCGUGCGCGUGCGAGUGCUCACGCUGCGCCACGACCUGACGCCCGCGGACGGCGCCGUGGCGGCCGCGUGGCUGCUGUCGCCCGCCGAGGUGCGCCUGGCGCAGUGGACGCGCCCCAAGUCGCAGCUCGGCCUCGGAACGUGGACGGUGCGCGUGCGCCUGGACGACGACGCGACGGAGCACUCGGCGUCGUUCGCCGUGCGCGAGUACGUGCUGCCGCGCUUCACGGUGACGAUCGAGGGCCCGCGCUACGUGCUGGCGGACGCGGCGCACGUGGCGUGGCGCGUGUGCGCGCGCUACACGCACGGGGAGCCCGUGCGCGGGCGCGUGGCGGCGCGCGCCGAGCCGCGCGUGCCGGCGUGGCGGGCGGCCGGCGCGCGCCAGGGCUCCGCCACCGACGCGGCGAUCAACGGCUGCUUCUCCUUCAACGUGUCCGCCGCGCUGCUGGGCCUGCGCGACUGGGACACCUCGCCCUCCGCCGUGCGGCUCUACGCAGAGCUGUGCCUCAAGGCGCGCCGCCGCCGCGAGUGGAGCCGCAGCCUGGUGCAGUGCCGCAACUUCUCGUCGGGCGCCGACGGCGUGCUGCACUUCCGCGUGCCGCCGCAGGGCCCCGACGUGCAGCUGCUCUCGCUCGUGGCCACGGCCGUGGACUUCCCCACCAAGUACUACGCGCCGGGCACGCGCUGGCGCGUGCUCAUGGACCAGCCGUCCGCCUUCUUCGACGUGCACGCCUGGUUCUCGCCCUCGAAGCACUUCCUCGAGGUCGUGGACGACGACCCCGCGGGCCCGCGCUGCGGGGCGCCGCACGACUUCUCCGUCUACUACACCGGCUCCACGCCUCUGCAGCUGCGCUACCUGGUGACGGCGCGCGGGGACAUCGUACAGGCGGGCGUGGCUCCGGUGCAGGAGCUGCCGGCGGCGGCGGAGGCGCAGCACCCGCACUCGCUCGGCGACGCCGGGGCGCCCGCGCCGCGCCGCUUCCUGCUCUCGCUCAAGGUGUCCGCGCGCAUGGCGCCCGCCGCCGCGCUGCUCGUCUACCAAGCGGGGCUGCCCGGCGGCGAGGUGGCGGCCGCGUCGCUCGCGCUGCGCCCGCCGCACUGCUUCGCCAACCCGGUGAGUCCCCCGGUCUUCCCCCACACG